Molecule: messenger RNA, 1842 nt
Organism: Malus domestica (apple)
Lineage: Eukaryota; Viridiplantae; Streptophyta; Magnoliopsida; Rosales; Rosaceae
Product: elongation factor 1-alpha-like
Biological process (GO): translational elongation; translation
Molecular function (GO): GTPase activity; GTP binding; translation elongation factor activity
Source: RefSeq, a predicted model, not a curated record
CCCUAACCCAACAGUGGCUCCAUUUCCUCCUAUUUAAAAUUCACGAGGCUCUUAUUUUUGCCAUCCUCUGCCAUUUCUCGCUCUUCGCGCACUAAAGUCGGCGAGAUAAACAAUCCCCUGAAUCUUCCAGUCGCUCUCGUCUGCUUGUUCCAGUUCUGUUGCUGAUAAUCCGUCAUGGGUAAAGAGAAGUUCCAUAUCAACAUUGUGGUCAUUGGCCAUGUCGACUCUGGCAAGUCAACCACCACUGGCCACUUGAUCUACAAGCUUGGUGGUAUUGACAAGCGUGUGAUCGAGAGGUUCGAGAAGGAGGCUGCUGAGAUGAACAAGAGGUCAUUCAAGUAUGCCUGGGUGUUGGACAAGCUCAAGGCUGAGCGUGAGCGUGGAAUUACCAUUGAUAUUGCCUUGUGGAAAUUUGAGACCACCAAGUACUACUGCACUGUCAUUGAUGCUCCUGGACAUCGUGACUUUAUCAAGAACAUGAUUACGGGAACCUCCCAGGCUGACUGUGCCAUCCUCAUCAUUGACUCCACCACUGGAGGUUUUGAAGCUGGUAUUUCCAAGGAUGGUCAGACCCGUGAGCAUGCUUUGCUUGCUUUCACUCUUGGUGUCAAGCAAAUGAUUUGCUGCUGCAACAAGAUGGAUGCCACCACUCCCAAGUACUCAAAGGCAAGGUACGAAGAAAUUGUGAAGGAAGUGUCGUCCUAUCUCAAGAAGGUUGGCUACAACCCAGAUAAGAUUCCCUUUGUCCCCAUUUCUGGGUUUGAGGGUGACAACAUGAUUGAGAGGUCCACCAACCUUGACUGGUACAAGGGUCCCACCCUUCUUGAGGCUCUUGACCAGAUCAACGAGCCCAAGAGGCCCUCAGACAAGCCCCUCCGGCUUCCACUUCAGGAUGUGUACAAGAUUGGUGGUAUUGGUACCGUCCCUGUUGGACGAGUUGAGACUGGUGUCAUUAAGCCUGGUAUGGUGGUGACUUUUGGCCCAACUGGGCUAACUACUGAGGUCAAGUCUGUUGAGAUGCACCACGAAGCUAUGCUGGAGGCCCUUCCAGGUGAUAAUGUUGGAUUCAACGUGAAGAAUGUUGCUGUCAAGGAUCUCAAGCGUGGUUAUGUUGCUUCCAACUCCAAGGAUGAUCCUGCAAAGGAGGCUGCUAACUUUACCUCUCAGGUCAUCAUCAUGAACCACCCCGGGCAGAUUGGACAGGGAUAUGCACCAGUUCUCGACUGUCAUACCUCCCACAUUGCUGUCAAGUUUGCUGAGCUUGUGACAAAGAUUGACAGGCGAUCUGGCAAGGAGCUCGAGAAGGAGCCUAAGUUCUUGAAGAAUGGUGAUGCCGGAUUUGUGAAGAUGAUUCCAACUAAGCCCAUGGUUGUCGAGACCUUCUCUGAGUACCCACCACUCGGACGUUUUGCUGUGAGGGACAUGCGCCAGACUGUUGCAGUUGGUGUCAUCAAGAGCGUUGAGAAGAAGGAUCCAACUGGAGCUAAGAUCACCAAGGCCGCCGCUAAGAAGAAGUGAACCGCUGUGGUUCAUCAGAUUUCCGCAGGCGAAAUCUCCUAUCCUAAUAAUAAUAAUAGUCGUAAAAACUUAUCUUCUAGUAUUUCUAUGGAUUGCUGGUUGCGUAAUUUGUUGUCGUUGUCGUCGUUGGGCAUUCAUUCUCAGAAUUGGGUGCUCGACCGGCGGUGGCGUUGCUAGUGUGUUCUUGUGCUGUCUCCUCCGUUGAGAGUCUAGGUGCUCUGGGUUUUUCCCAGUGCGGCUAAAAGCUUUUGUGACUGGUUCUUGCUACUCUCGGUAUAAAAACUUAGCGUCUAAUAAAUAUGUUCUUGUGGUAUUUCAUAUUUC